This is a messenger RNA of Ostrinia nubilalis (European corn borer), 3618 nucleotides long. RefSeq names its product AT-rich interactive domain-containing protein 5B-like. Gene Ontology annotation, molecular function: transcription cis-regulatory region binding. The record is from RefSeq and is a predicted model, not a curated record. The coding region runs from base 500 to 3544 and encodes 1014 amino acids. The transcript has 16 exons. Gene Ontology annotation, biological process: regulation of transcription by RNA polymerase II. NCBI's taxonomy places the organism in Eukaryota, Metazoa, Arthropoda, Insecta, Lepidoptera, Crambidae. Gene Ontology annotation, cellular component: nucleus.
CGGGCUGAGACGGGCGUGUGUAUCGUCGCGGACUCUUAUUUUUGUCAUCGUACGCCAUAUUGUGUCUAUUGUCAACCAUAAUUCCACCAUAAAAAUCCACAUUACCAAUUUCCGAUUUACACGCGACGUGCAGUUAAAAAAUAACAAUCAACUAAUUUAAGUGCUUAUUAUUAUUGUUGCGUUAUCUGUGGAGAUAAUUAUUUUAAUUAUAAUCGAUUUCGGAGUUCCGUAUCCUAGUGAAAUUUAAAAAGUGAUUGUUUUUUUUCCGGCGUGUUUCUUGUGUUGUGCCAGAAUUAGCACGUGAAAAAAAUAACUUGAGAACAGUCAGUGUGUUAAAUAUAGUGCAAUGUCUACGCUGAAUGUUAAAAAUAAAAUUGCAUUUGUCUUCGUUGUGUGGACAUGAUGUUAAAUACAUUUGUUAUGUACAGUUUCGGUGUUUUUGUUAAGUUAAAGUGAAUUACUUACUGGAUUGCCAGCGCCUUUUUGGAUUUUUUCGGAAAUGGAGAAACCUACUUUCAAGUUGGUGGGUUCCCCUUGCGGUCACCACGGCCAGUACACCUUCUACAAAGCCAUCAGACUCUGCGGAGAGAAGGACCGCAUCAUUGCCAUCGGAGACUUCUUCUUUGUCAGGAUAUGGCAGGACUCUGAGCUGGUCUCCGUCGGUGAACUCCAACUGCUGUGGACCGACAGGAUCUCCGGCCAGACCCUGGUCAGCCUCCGACUGUACUUCCUGCCAGAGAACACUCCUGACGGUCGAAGCCAGCAUGGAGAGGACGAAGUCCUAGCCAUCAACGAGAAAGUGGUCCUACGAGCCGAUGACCUGCUCAGCUGGGUGUGUAACGGCGAAGAUUGGCGGUGGGGGCUCCGAGCGGUGUGGAGGGGCGCCUGUGCCCCCCCUGCGGACCCUCGACACACGGCUCCCUUACACCACACUAAGCUGGACUUCAGCGAUGUUGAGAAGGAGAAAAAUUCUAUUGGUAAUGUUUAUUCUAUUACAGUGGACCCAGACAGCCCAGGCGUGGUAGUGUUCUCCUACCCCCGGUACUGCCGGUACAGAGCGCUACUCUCUCGACUGGAGGGCGUGCAGGGCGACUGGCUGAGAGACUCGCUGGUCGCCGCGUUGGGAGGGUACGCCGCGCCCACGCAUAACACCAGGAUCCUUUACUGCAAGGACACAUUCGAAUACGCCGAGCUAGAAGGCCACGAGUUCGUGUGCAACCAGUUCGCGCCGAAGCUGAAGGGCCGGCCGCGCGGGCGCCGCCGCCGCCCCCCCCGCGCCGGCGACCCGUCCCCCACCCCCUCGCCCGAGCGGCCGUCGUCGGAGCACGACUCGGACGAUCAGAGGAGCACGCCCAGUGUCGCGACCCCCCGCCGUCUUUCCCUCCGCAACGGAGCGGACCGGCACAGCGACGAGGACGACUACAAGAGAGAGGACAAGAGAGAGGAAAAGAGAGAGGAGAAGAGAGACACCACCCUCGAGGAUAGAGCCUUCUUGCUGCAGCUCAGACAGUUUUAUAGGGAGAGGAACGAGUCUAUGCACGGGCAUACGCUGAAAGACUUAUCUCUCCGAGUGCUGUACGAGUCGGUGACGUCCCGAGGCGGGUACGAGGCGGUCUGCAGGCAUAAGCUGUGGCGAGCUCUUAGCGUUGAACACCCCGCUAGAGCGAGGAGGCAUUAUGAAAGAUUCCUUCUGCCCUACGAGAACCACUCUCGCCGCAACGGUCUGACGCACAACGGCCGCCUCCCCCCGCGGACCGUCGCGACCAUCGACGUCACCUCCCCCCCGCGAUCCCCGCCGCCCCCCUCGCAGACUGAGGUCGCUAAGAGACUAAGAACUCCAUCACCAGUGACAACAAUCGACAACGAAACCGGCGAGUCGAAAGACGAACUCAACCUCAUUUCCAAACCAGCCGAAGAACUGAACAGGGAGUUUUUGGAAUCGUUGCCCAAAGACGAGAAACCUCUGAAAAUCUCUGUCAAGCCGGUAGAGAAGCUCAUCGAAGCGAAGCAGAGCGAAGAAGCGAAGGAAUGCGAGCGGAAGCCGAGCGAAGCGAGCGGAGCGACGCUUAAUGAGCUCGCGCAUAAGUUGAAUUUGAGCAACCCAGCGGGCCCGUACGUAGCGGUGGCGCCCGAGACUCGACUCAACGGUCACGACGCGAAGCCCCUCGAACAGCAGAAGACUCGUCCCGCGGGCCGAAGCUCGCUGCGCGCGGUGCGAGUGAAGCCCACGCGACCGCAGCACACUCCUGCUAACACACCGCCCAUCCCGCCCGCGCGCGGCUCGCCCCCCCCGCUGACCAACUUCGGCAUCCACCACCCGCCGCCCGCCAACCACAGCGACGACGAGAUUGUCGAGGUGAGUCACAAUAUACAGGCGCCCGUCCCGCCCGCGCGCGGCUCGCCCCCCCCGCUGACCAACUUCGGCAUCCACCACCCGCCGCCCGCCAACCACAGCGACGACGAGAUUGUCGAGGUCCCAUACAAACCAAAAACGCCAGAAAUAAUCGACCUGGAUGAAUACCCCGAAAGCCCAAUAUCGACCAAGAAGAAGAAGCUCGACAUCCUCAAAGAACGGGGUUUAGAAGUCACCGCGAUCCCCACCUGGCCUCUUCAACCCCCUAUCACCCCCCUUCUAAAUCCCACCCCCAUGCUCCUAAACCCAGCUGUCCAACACCAAAUAAUGACCCAGGCCCAAAUAUUUCAGAUGUAUAACAUCAUUCCGCCGAACUAUAAUGGCGCUCAACCCCCUAAAGUGAUCCAAGCAACGAGCCUUUACGGCAGUUCUGGUCCAGAGAAGACCGUUUAUGGUAAUCCAAAAGACCCCUUCAUGCCCCCUCCUCAUAUCUUAACAGGCACCCCUGUGAAACCCCAAAGAAACAUCCCCACCACCACCACACCUCCACAAGGGCCCCAAGACAUCCUAGACCUAACUUGCAAAAGUCCUGUGCCCUCCCAAAAACCAGCGGUCGAAAUAGUAAGAAUACCGACCGCUCCCUCCCCAUCCAAAAAUUCUCCCCAGAAUCUGAGCAAAAAUUAUACUUUGAUUGACGGAAAAGCAGUCGUCGGGUCCAAUUUAGAAAUCACUUUAGUCAAUCCUAGAGUGCAGACGCCCAACAAAAAUAGACAGAAUCAGAAAAGGUCGUCUAACGGGAAGUUUGUGUCGAGCAAAACUCCAACACCGCCGAAGGAAAACCCCAAGCAAUUCCCAUCGCCGUCUGGACUGAAGAAGAAUCCUAUAGUAGUGCCCAAUUAUCAAAUCAAUUCGAGGGAUAACGUGUCGCCUACGAGUUCUACUGGGUCCAGGGACAGCCAAACCAACUCCACCAAUGUGUUCAAGCCAACCAAUCUAGCGCAAAUACUAGAGAUGCAGAAAUCUGUACCAAGUGUGCCACUUAUGGACCCAGUCUACAUGAGCGCGCUAUACAGCAGCCUAGGGAAUUUGGACCAACGUCAAUUGACUAUGUAUAGAGACUUUAUGGCGAGCCAGAUGAGGUACACGGGACUCCUGAAUAUGGGGGUAGGCACACCCACUACUAAGAAUUGAGUCUAGUCCGAAAUGUGUGACUGCGAUGCGGUAUGUGCCAUAUAUGGGCCACGUCACCGUUAUGGGAACAACUU